Messenger RNA from Puccinia graminis f. sp. tritici CRL 75-36-700-3, 1218 nucleotides. RefSeq names its product translation initiation factor eIF-5. Gene Ontology annotation, molecular function: eukaryotic initiation factor eIF2 binding; translation initiation factor activity; GDP-dissociation inhibitor activity. The record is from RefSeq and is a predicted model, not a curated record. NCBI's taxonomy places the organism in Eukaryota, Fungi, Basidiomycota, Pucciniomycetes, Pucciniales, Pucciniaceae. The coding region runs from base 1 to 1218 and encodes 405 amino acids. Gene Ontology annotation, biological process: formation of translation preinitiation complex; translational initiation; formation of cytoplasmic translation initiation complex. Gene Ontology annotation, cellular component: cytosol. The transcript is spliced from 5 exons.
AUGGCCGUCGGAAUCGUCAAUAUCGGCAAAGAUGCCCGUGGAGAUAUGUUCCAUCGUUACAAGAUGCCUGUCUUGCAAGUCAAAGUCGAAGGCAAGGGUAACGGGAUCAAAACGGUGAUUCCUAACAUGUCCGACAUCGCCCGUGCGUUGGCUCGACCACCCACCUACACUACCAAGUUUUUUGGUUGUGAACUUGGUGCUCAAACCACAUUUGACGAGAAGUACGACCGAUACAUCGUCAAUGGUGCCCACCAGGCCGACCGACUCCGGGAGCUGUUGGAUGUAUUCAUCGACAAGUUUGUGCUCUGCUCGAGCUGCAAGAAUCCCGAGACUGAGCUGAUGAUCGUCGGACGGGAUGAGCUGAUCUGGCGGGACUGUAAGGCGUGCGGCCAUCGAGGGCAUGUCGACAACCGACACAAGCUAUGUACUUUCAUCUUGAAAAACCCGCCAGAGUCGUCCAAGAAGAAGUCGAAGCGAGACAAGAAGGCUGCCAAGGCAGGCGAGACCGGCAGUGCCCCUGCCGAGGGCGGCUCCUCUGAUGACGGCCAUAACAGCCAGGACGAGCUUACGAAGCGGAUUGAAGGCGAGGCGGUCGACGAGAAGACAGCCGAGGCGACCUCGACACUUAAGGAUGAUGACUGGUCAGCGGACACCUCGGCCGGUGCAGUCAAGGCGCGCAUGAAAUCCCUCGAAGCUGGGAUCCAGAAUGGACUGAGUCUGGCUGACGAAGACGAUGAGGAAAACCCCGGAGGACCCUAUGGGAUUUUCAGUGAAUGGAUCCUCACCAACCGUGACUCGGUCUCGGAUCCCGAGAUCCUUGUCAAGGCUAAAGAGCUUGGGAUCGAGAAGAAACACAAGACCGUUCAGAUCCUGGCUCAGAACUUGUUCAGCGAGAAUGCAGUCAAAGAAGUCCCGAAGCAUCAUGCCCUUUUUGCCAAGAUGGUUAACAGUGAAAAACACCAGAAAGCUCUGCUCGGAGGGAUCGAGCAGUUGUGUGGGGAAGCCUAUCCGAGCUUAGUUCCCUUGGGUGUACCAAAGAUUAUUAUGGAGUUCUACCAGGCCGACAUCUUAGAGGAAGAUGUAAUCAAGCAAUGGGGCACUCAUGUUUCUAAGAAAUACGUGGACAAGGAGGUCAGCAAAAGAGUCAGACGGGCCUGCGAACCUUUGUUGAAGUGGCUCGACGAGGCCGAAGCUGAGGAUGACGAAGAUGAAGAAUGA